GACAAAAGAGCAGCUUAUGGCUCUCAAACCAAUGCAUAUGUCCCCACAGUAUCCUACCAUCUUAUCUUAAUUAUUCAUAUUACGAGACUUCCAUGAUUUCUCUAAUCUACAUUUGUACCCAUUUGAUGAGACAUUUCCUGAAUCUAUUGAGUCUGCUCAAAGCACAAUUACAUCGAUUUGUGUUCUCUCUGUCUCUUCCUUUCUUUCUCUUUACUAAUAUCAGAACAUGGAAACUUCGUUUAUUUACUUAGCAUCAUUUUCUGAUUUGAUAUUUGAACAAUUCCAAGCUAGUAUUAAAGAAAGAGGUAGUGUUUGCUUAUUGGUGAUCUGCUUUGUUGUCCUCGUCUUCUUCUCUUUCACAAUCUUGAGUCAACAACAUUAUUAACCUCUUUCAUCUCAAAAAGUUCUUUCGUCAUCUUGGGUUUUCUGUAAACUAAGAAGGAAAUGGAAGGUGGGUUUUAUUCCGAUUGGAAUGAUAGUUCCUCGUCGUUAUUCGGAUCAGAGAAUCCGGAGCACGAGUUGGAGGAAGGAAAUGUAAGAAGUGAAGAGAUUGUCUCUCAGAUACCUCAGCCUCAGACACCAAGGGAGCCAAUGAAGUUUCUAUCCAGAUCAUGGAGUCUAUCUGCUUCUGAAAUCUCCAAAGCUUUGGCGCAGAAACAGAGACAACAGCGAGAUCUGUUUUCUGUUUCCCAGAACAGUCCUAGAGGCUUCUUCCAAGAUGUUGCUGCAGAUCCACUCAUGGCAGAGAAUAUCAUGAACUCAGCUGGAACCCGUAGAUCAGGGAGAUUAUCAAAGUGGUUUCACCACAAACAACACACCAACCCAAGCACCAUGAGGAUUCCGAGGAAGAAAGAUAAAGCGCGUGUACAGAAAGCCCAUGUUCACUCAGCUGUGUCCAUUGCAGCUCUGGCAGCUGGGUUAGCAUCUGUGACUUCUGAGGAAAGCUGCAGCAAAGAGUCAUGCUCCAUGAUGGCACUGGCUCUAGCCUCAGCAACAGAGCUACUGGCUUCACACUGCAUUGACAUGGCUGAGCAAGCAGGCGCUGAUCACACCUGUGUUGCUUCCACGGUCAGGUCUUCCGUUGAUAUCCACAGCCCUGGCGAUCUCAUGACUCUCACAGCUGCGGCUGCAACUGCAUUGAGAGGGGAAGCAGCUUUAAAGGUGAGGCAGCCGAAGGAAUCAAGGAAGAAUGCAACUAUCACACCUUGUGAAAGGAGCUUCUCAGACUCUCACUGGCCCGGCGAAAAUUGUCAGUUUAGAUUGGAGGAACCAAACCUUCCUUUAGAGGGCGAACUGGUGCAAUGUGCACGAAAUGGAUUGCAGCGAAAUAAGCGAGUUUGUGUCUAUAUCAACAAGAAGUCUCAGGUCAUGAUCAAACUCAAAAGCAAACAUGUUGGAGGGGCAUUCUCCAAGAAGAUCAAAUGUGUUGUUUAUGGAGUCUGCGACGAGAUAUCUGCAUGGCCUUGCAGGAAAGAGAGGGAAAAUUCCGAAGAAGUCUAUUUUGGUCUGAAAACAGGACAGGGUCUUUUAGAGUUCAAGUGCAAGAGCAAGAUUCAGAAGCAGAGAUGGGUUGCUGGGAUUCAGUCUAAUCUCCGCUUAGUAAGUUGCCUCGAGGCUGCCAAAUGCUCUCUGGAAUCUCUGAGUCUCAGCAAUCGCAUGCGAUAGAGAAUCCUGUAAAUAUUUACUAUUCACAGUUUUUUCUGC
Arabidopsis thaliana (thale cress) is the source of this 1704-nucleotide messenger RNA. Its product is annotated as auxin canalization protein (DUF828). The coding region runs from base 445 to 1665 and encodes 406 amino acids. The record is from RefSeq and is marked reviewed. The transcript has 6 exons. NCBI's taxonomy places the organism in Eukaryota, Viridiplantae, Streptophyta, Magnoliopsida, Brassicales, Brassicaceae.